Molecule: messenger RNA, 1305 nt
Organism: Bipolaris maydis ATCC 48331
Lineage: Eukaryota; Fungi; Ascomycota; Dothideomycetes; Pleosporales; Pleosporaceae
Source: RefSeq, a predicted model, not a curated record
AUGUUCUCGUAUACACACAUCAUACUACUCACUUCGUGCUUUGCGAAUCUUGUACUCGCAAAAUCACACAGCCCUAACUGUACUCUUCCCCCUGAUAAUUCAAACUAUGUCGCUGGUGUCAAUGUCCGAUCCACUCUCGAUAUCUUCUGGAGCGCCAUAUAUACAGUGUUUGUUUGUACGUGGGCUGUUCAACACCUGAACGUUCCUCCUCCUAAAGCAUCUACACCGGAUUUCCACUGGUGGCAAUUUUGGAAAAUCAAGAUUCCAGCAUUCUUUUGGACGAGACUAAAAUGGAUGCUACUCACAAUUAUCAUGCCCGAGUACUUGCUUGGCGCAGCUUUGAGUGGUUAUGUAGCUGCACGCAAAUUUAAAAAAUACACGAAAGAGCCAGGGAGCAAGGGUGAGAGAUGGACAACAACACAUGGAUACUAUGCCGAUAUGGGGGGGCUUGUAUAUACACUGCCCGAAACCCCUGGAAAUUUCGAACCUCGUUUGGUCGCAAUAAAUUCGAAGCAGUUACGCUACUUACUGGACAAAGGAUUCUUGGACCAGGAGCCUCCGAUGUCUGAGGAUGAAAUACUGGACAAAAGUAAAGGCGAUGCUUUUGCCACUAUAAGCGCGGUGGUCCAAUUACUCUGGCUUGUUACUCAACUCAUCACCCGAAAGGUCCUAAAACUCCCUUCAUCCCAACUGGAGAUAUUGGCUCUUGCCUUCGCAGUCUGCACCAGUUUCACCUAUAUCUUGAAUUAUCCUAAACCUCAAAAUAUACAAGUUCCGUCGCAUGUAUCCAAUCUUCAGCGGAAUCAAAGAGCAUCGCAAAGCUACUUCAAAAACGCAUUAUGGCCAUGGGAAGAUAAGAAAGAAUUGGAAGCUAUUAUACGAAACGACAAGCUCAACCCAUCCUCUCAGCUCAAGAUACUUAAUGAAGGCAAAUCUUAUGAGUGGAUCGUCGACGCUGAUUCUAUAGGAUUUAUAACCGGAGCCGUCAUUCUUGGUUUGUGCCAUUGCAUUGCCUGGAAUUUUCAGUUUCCCACGCCCAUAGAGCGUUUGCUCUGGAGAAUUGCUUCCGUAGGUAUAACUGGCAUCCUGCCUCUAUUUUAUUUUUUAUGGUUUAUGCUCACUUAUGGGAGCGACCACCUUGGGAAGUUAUAUGAUUAUCUUCAGCUACCAUUGUCAUAUAUUUCGUUUUCAGUUUAUGUAGUAGCACGGCUCUACCUUCUAGUGGCUCCAUUUAGAGAGUUGUUCUACCUUCCGCCUGAAGCUUUUAUCGCGACUUGGUCGGUAUCCUUGCCUUAUUUUGGGUAG